CUUCCUCCCUCUCCCUUUUUCUCGGCCAUCGUGGAGUCGCUUGUAGGUUUUGUUCCCCAGUAUGGUAAGUCCAUCCGUUACCAUCGGCUCUGCGGUGGCUUCCCGAGACCUGAGUCCCGUUGAGCUCGCCGGCGCCGUUCACUGCGUCAAGUCUUCUCACAAGACUUUCAGGAUCAAGCGAUUCCUGGCCAAGAAACAAAAGCAGAAUCGUCCCAUUCCUCAGUGGAUUCGAAUGAAAACUGGUAAUAAAAUCCGGUACAACUCCAAGAGGAGACAUUGGAGAAGAACCAAGCUGGGUCUAUAAGGAGUCACAUAUAAGAUGGCACACAUAUUUAUGCUGUAUCAAAGUCAUAUGCACUUACCAACUCACUAUAAACAUUGCUACUAUCUGGGUAAUUGGGUGUGUUUUAUUGAGGAAAUGAUUUUUAUGCCUCUGCAUUCGUCUGUUUAUUCAGUAAUAAAUAUGUGAAACCUUUUGCCUGAA
Molecule: messenger RNA, 484 nt
Organism: Manis pentadactyla (Chinese pangolin)
Lineage: Eukaryota; Metazoa; Chordata; Mammalia; Pholidota; Manidae
Gene: RPL39
Product: ribosomal protein L39
Exons: 3
Coding region: 62-304 (80 amino acids)
Biological process (GO): translation
Cellular component (GO): cytosolic large ribosomal subunit; ribosome
Molecular function (GO): structural constituent of ribosome
Source: RefSeq, a predicted model, not a curated record